CAUAGACCUAGAAAGUCUACCAACUGCGCUAAGUUUUUUAAGGCAGUCUACAAGUGUCGCUCGCAGCAGAAGAACCACAGACUGAGACUGCGGCAUAGGCAAGAUGUUUUGGUUCCGCGUGUCGCUGCUAAUUGCCACUGGCAUUUCACAGUGGAUGCUCAACACGAAUAGUUUGGUCAAUUCUUAUGAACAGGUUCCUCUCGAUGGACAGCUUAACUGGAUGUUGUCAGAGGCGUCUACAGGUGUGAACAUACCAGCCUCCGUUCCUGGCUCCAUGUACACGGCUCUCUUGGCAAAGAAUCUCAUCCAAGACCCACUGUACCGGGACAACGACAACAAAUAUGUCUGGUUGGGUAAUUCAGACUGGACGUACUACAGGAACUUCACAGGAAGGUGACAAUAGUAUCAUUGUGGGUUUCCGGUCAGCAGUACUUGAGGCACUAGAGCGCGACCAGAAGUCCAGCUACGAGAUCCCGCCCAACUGCCCGCCCCCGGUCCAGCAAGGCCAGUGUCACGUGAAUCAGCUGAGGAAAGAGCAGUGCAGCUUCAGCUGGGAUUGGGGACCCUCCUUCCCCACACAGGGCAUCUGUGAGCGGCCAGUGGCAGGUGGACGUGGAUGUUAUCUUUGAUGUCAACGAGGAUUUAACAGAGGUCAAAGGUCAAGUGCAAGUGGACGUGCCGGCCUUGAACUUGACCUUGGUUCAGGACGUGACAGUUUCUUCUUCCCAAGGCAGGGCUAAGGUUGUACUCAAAGUGCCGUUGGCCUGACCUUCUACUUCCGCAUCAACGGUCUCCCGGUCUUCCUCAAAGGCUCCAACUGGAUCCCCGCCGACAACUUCCAGGAGCGAAUCACCAGAGACAGACUGAGGUUCCUGCUGCAGUCUACAGCCGCCGUGGGCAUCAACUCUAUGCGAGUGUGGGGCGGUGGGGUGUACGAGUCUGAAGAUUUCUAUGAGCUCUGUGACGAGUUUGGCAUCAUGGUGUGGCAAGACCUCAUGUUCAGUGUCGCUCUUUACCCAACAUACGAUGGGUUCCUCCAAUCGGUGGCGACAGAAAUUAGGCAACAGUGAACGGCGAGGACGACAGCCGCGAGUACCUCCUCUCCAGUCCUUCCAAUGCAAAAGAGAGUGAGAAAGAGGGUUAUGUCGCCAAGGAUCCAGGGAGUGAACUUUAUGGAGACAUUCAUUUCUACGAAAACGUCGUGGAUCAGUGGAACCCGGCCGUGUUCCGUGUGCCCCGCAUGGCGUCAGAGUACGGCAUUCAGGGCUGGUGCAACAACGAGAGUCUGGCCUCUGUGUUCGCUCCAGAGGACUACAGCAUGGACGCGCCUAUGAUUGGACACAGGCAGCAUCAUUUUAACGGAAACGCUGAAAUGGCAGCAGAAGUGGCUCUGCACAUAGACUUGUCCACUUCGUCGGAUGCUGCCGUCAAGUUCACCGACUACAUCUACCUCACACAGAUCAACCAGGCCAUGUCCAUGCGUACCCAGAGCGAGCACUACCGGCGCUACCAGUCCAGACUUCUCUCUGACGGCCGGGGACUCACCAUGGGCGCCCUCUACUGGCAGCUCAAUGACAUCUGGCAGGCGCCCACCUGGGCCUCGAUUGACUACGAGGGCCGCUGGAAGAUGCUACAUUACUACGCCCAGCACUUUUUCCAGCCGACCCUGGUGUCUCCGUACCUACAGGACAACAACACUCUGAACGUCUACAUGGUCGUGGAUGGGGUCCCCAGUCUGGAGCGACGGGACAAUGUGACAGGUGAGCUGAGAUUUGAACCCAUGAGCGAUAUUGACGACAUCAAGAAGAGCAGUGUACCCGCACCAGACGUCUCCGAUACCUUGGCAGCCAUUAACAAAGCGACUUCCGGUCGUUUGACCUUGACCAUGUACAACUACGCCAGUUUCACUCCCCUCAAGUCCUGGAAUGUAGACUAUUCGAUCAACACUACAGCAGACUCUGUGUACACAGCCAGUGUGAGCCAGCUAGUGAGUGAGGCUAACUGUGCAUCCAGGGACAACUGUUUCCUCCACUUCUCCACAGCAGACAAAAAUAACGCCGUGACCUCCACCACUUGGCUCUUCCUCUCCUACCCCAAGUAUUCCAACUUGCCUCGAGCUCAAAUUAAGGUUGUCGCAGUCAGGAAUAUUUCCCCACAAGUUUUCGAAGUGGACAUCUCCUCUGAUGCUUUUGCCCUCUACGUUUGGCUGUCUGCUGGGGACGUCCUUGGCAGGUUCUCUGAUAACGGCUUUCACCUUCACACCCCGACAGCAACGGUCAAGUUCUAUGCCGCGAACGAUGUGACAGCUGCCAAGCUGCAAGAAAAUCUAAAAGUGAAAAGUUUGUCAGAUGUCCAAUAGGGUGGAUAUGAUCGUAAUAGAGUGGUGUUCCUUUAAACCGAACACGGUUGACCAGGAAACAGCAGUACAAGAAAAUUGAAAGAAAGAAAAUCAU
Messenger RNA from Aplysia californica (California sea hare), 2453 nucleotides. Its product is annotated as beta-mannosidase. Gene Ontology annotation, molecular function: beta-mannosidase activity. Lineage: Eukaryota; Metazoa; Mollusca; Gastropoda; Aplysiida; Aplysiidae. Gene Ontology annotation, biological process: carbohydrate metabolic process; glycoprotein catabolic process. The record is from RefSeq and is a predicted model, not a curated record.